Molecule: messenger RNA, 390 nt
Organism: Miscanthus lutarioriparius
Lineage: Eukaryota; Viridiplantae; Streptophyta; Magnoliopsida; Poales; Poaceae
Source: the annotation of a GenBank genome assembly
AUGGAAGCUGAUUGUGUGGUGGCACCAGAUGGAGACCCUCGGCUUGUUCGUGUCAUCCACAUCACAGGACCACCAUCAACCCAGGGUACCAAUGCUCCUCCUUGCAGUCAAGGCGAGGAGGAGCCUGAGGUGGCCAGCGCCUACAGGCCAAUGCUGCGGCGGCAGCACUCCAGCCAGAUUGAGUGCAAGCGCAGAUCGCUUGAGCACGCGAAGGAGUCAAGCACAAACCUCCUGAUUGUGUCGAGGGCAAGGAGCACGCCAGGCCUCACCGUCUCCUGCGCGUCGGGAUCGGGACAGUGGAUGUGGGUGCGUUGGGCGCGAAGGGGUCCUGAGGAUGUGGGGCUGAAGGAUAUCAUCAACAUAACUGAAAAAGAUGAACUAAAUAAAUAA